Molecule: messenger RNA, 1148 nt
Organism: Epinephelus moara (kelp grouper)
Lineage: Eukaryota; Metazoa; Chordata; Actinopteri; Perciformes; Serranidae
Gene: cep19
Product: centrosomal protein 19
Exons: 2
Coding region: 168-644 (158 amino acids)
Biological process (GO): trans-Golgi to periciliary membrane compartment transport; microtubule anchoring at centrosome
Cellular component (GO): spindle pole; centrosome; ciliary basal body
Source: RefSeq, a predicted model, not a curated record
AAGCGCCCAGGCAACGCUAAUGCUCCUCAGCUCUAAUCAACUCGACUGUCAAACGCCCUUUUACCGUAAACUGUGUUAAUUAUUUAAGUUAAAAUGCUUUAGCCUUUAAUAUCUGAAUCUAAAGUGGAGACCAGUUUGAACCAGACUGCUGCAGACAUAAACAAGAGAUGAGUUUCGAGGCAAAGCGAUGUGGAGUUCAGUUCAGUCCCCCCUCUAUAGUUUUAAUUUACCAACACAAGGAAACUAAAAAUGUGCGAAAAAGAAUAAUACCUGUGCGGAACUUCUCAAAGUAUUCUGACUACAGCAUGGCUGCAGAGAGGCUGAAGAACCACCCCCGGCACAGGGACUACCUGGAGGGUGUGACACAGAGCCAGCUGGAGAAGCUUCACAUCAUCCUGCGAGAUCACAUGCAAGGCUACACCUUGGAGCACAGCCUGGCCUCGCUCCGCCUGGACCCUGACGAAGACCUGAACAAACUGGACGAUGACGAGCUGGCUCGCAAGAAGGGCCAAAUGGACGAACUGUUCGAGAAGAAUCGGAGGCGCAAAGACGAUCCUGACUUUGUUUACGACGUGGAGAAGGAUUUCACCAAGACCGCCCAGGAAAAGUGCAGCUGGGAUGAGGAGUCUGAUGAUGGAUUUUGAAACUGUUCUUCAAUCCUUUGACCUUUCAGACUGCAAAUGACCUGACCUGACGUCCUCUGAGAGAACAAGACAAUCUGACACAGCUGAGGUUUACUACAAUGUUUUACACAUGGUUAACUUCUGAUGUUUGGUAGCUUUUUCCAGGACAUAUCUUCUUGCACACAGAUAGUUAAUUAGGUGCACAUAUUUAAAAACAGUCUAAUGCACCAACUGUGAUAAACUAUCUUCACAGAAGUUAUACUGCCCAGUUUUAGAGUGUCAUAUGACUUUAAGGUGUGGAAGAAAACUUUUUAAAAACUCUACAGUAGGCCUUUAUCUCUUAAUCUUUAUCUUUAAUUUUCUGUGAAGGCAGAAAACUAAAUGAAAUACUUUAAGUUUGGAGAACGGUGACGACCUGAAUACAAGCUACAUUUACAGAGCCUUCACUCUCUGCUUAACAGCAUCAGCCUGCAUUAGAAAAGUAAGCAGUUAAAACUAAAGCGCUAACAGGACAAUGGCCAUAUA